Messenger RNA from Iphiclides podalirius (scarce swallowtail), 993 nucleotides. Lineage: Eukaryota; Metazoa; Arthropoda; Insecta; Lepidoptera; Papilionidae. The record is from the annotation of a GenBank genome assembly.
AUGAUGUUAAGCCCGAAGAUACAGCGCUCUGUCCGUGUCAACGACGGUCAGCUUAUCGCCCUGUCGGACAGAGCGCAGUAUGACCACUCGCAGGCCGGGUAUCUCCACAAGCGCAGCUCCGACAACACCAAAUGGCAGCUGCGCUGGUUCGUGCUGUACCAGAACAUGCUGUUCUACUACGAGUCCGAGAACAACACUCGACCUACGGGCGUCCUGCUUCUAGAAGGCUCCUACUGCGAGCGUCUCAGCAAGUCGCCGAUGGAGAGGAACGCUUCGUUCUGCUUCACGAUAUCUUACCGACGCGAGAGCCAGCGGCAGUACGAGCUUCGCGCCGCCUCCGAGGUGGACUGCGUGCAUUGGGUCGACGCCAUACGGGAGGCGAGCUUCAACAAGCUGCUGCUGCAGAAGGAGGAGCUGGAGCAGAAGCAGCUGCACCUGCUGCAGGUGGUGGAGAGCGAGCGAACGUCGCGGUGGCAGUACGCGCAGCAGUGCGACGAGCUGAGCAGCGAAGUGAAGAAACUCCGCACGGAGCUGUGCGCGUAUAAGAAGGAGCACGAGCCUGCCACGCGCACCGCCUCCUCAACAAGCCUGUCACCAACGGACUCCGACGACAUCGAUCCAGUUGAACUGCGCAAAAUCAAAAAAGUCCAAAGCUUUUUCCGGGGAUGGUUGUGCCGACGUCGUUGGAAGCAAAUCGUGGAUCAAUACAUAAAGAGCCCGCAUGCUGAAAGCAUGAGGAAGCGGAAUAGUUUAGUGUUCAAAAUGGUUGAAGCUGAGGAGGAGUAUUUGGAGCAAAUGGAAAUUUUGGUGACAUGCUUCCUGCGGCCAUUCAAAAUGGCGGCGAGUUCUAAAAAGCCACCAUGCACCCACGAGGACGUCAACUCGAUAUUUCUGAACAGCGAAACGGUUCUGUUCCUGCAUCAGAUCUUCUUCAAGGGCCUCACAUCCAGGAUGGAGUCCUGGCCGACGCUGGUGCUAGGUGAAUCUCUUGUC